This is a messenger RNA of Solea senegalensis (Senegalese sole), 3989 nucleotides long. RefSeq names its product echinoderm microtubule-associated protein-like 4. The coding region runs from base 299 to 3286 and encodes 995 amino acids. The transcript is spliced from 24 exons. Gene Ontology annotation, cellular component: mitotic spindle. Gene Ontology annotation, molecular function: microtubule binding. NCBI's taxonomy places the organism in Eukaryota, Metazoa, Chordata, Actinopteri, Pleuronectiformes, Soleidae. The record is from RefSeq and is a predicted model, not a curated record. Gene Ontology annotation, biological process: microtubule cytoskeleton organization.
CCAAGGGGGCGGAGUCGGAAGCGCAACAGAGUCGGUCCGUCUUCUCUGCGGCUCCGCGGCUUCUCUCUCCUCCUCUCGGUUCUCGGUUUCUCGGGGAGCCGCUUCUUGUUCCUCCGGCGGCAGCAAAGCAGCGGGUCUUCGGGCUCACGCACGCACGGACUCGGCGGCAGCGCGGAGGGGACAGGCUCGGCUCGGCUCCUCCUCCCCCCGCUGCGUUGGAAAAAUCCGGACGGAGGCCCGAAGUGUGCGCUGCGCCUCCGCAGGCCUCCGGCACGGACUCCCGCUUUUCUCCCGGAAAAUGGACGGAUUCACCGGCAGUUUAGACGACAGUAUGUCUGGAGCGAGUGUCUCUGACGUCAACGAUCGUCUCUCUGCUCUGGAGCUUCGUGUCCAGCAGCAGGAGGACGAGUUGACCGUGAUGAAAGCGGCGCUCGCUGACGUCCUCCGCCGUCUCGCUGCCUCAGAAGAUGCCGCCGCUGCCUCAGUGACCAAAAAACAUGGAGGAAAAGGUGGCGCUGCACUGCGUGAAGCCUACUCAAUGUCCUGCAUCACUAAUGGAGGAACAUCUGGACGCAAGCGGGACUCUACUUCUGUGACCAGGAAGGAGACGGUGUCGUCCGCCGCCAAGAGUGGAGGGGACAAGAAAAAAGAUGCACGCUCUCAGAUGGAGGAGAUCCAGGAGGGGGAGGAGUCUCCUAUACCAAAGGACCUGUCCCCAUCUCCUUCCUCACCCCACCCACCCCUGACCCCUCACACCCCUCAGCCACACAGACCGACCCAGUCCGGUGACUCCAGUAAAGGCCACACCCCAAUAAAAAGAGGAGCCAGUGUGAAGCGCUCCUCCUCCUCAGGUCUGGAACGUUCUUACAGCUCCUGGGAAACUUCAGAGGAAAACCGGAACAGACUGGUAAAGGCUGCGUCCACGUCAAAGCUGCUUGCCAAAGUGGUCAGGACAGCCGAGAGACACAAAGACCCGGUGGUCAGUCAAGCAAAAAUGUCCACGAGAGAGAAAAACAGUCAAGCUGAGGGAAACCACAUCAAGAUGUUCAUCCGAGGUCGACCGGUCACGAUGUUCAUCCCGUCAGACGUCGACAACUACGACGACGUUCGCACCGAGCUUCCUUCAGAGCGGCUCAAACUGGAGUGGGUGUACGGUUACCGCGGCAGAGACUGCAGAGCAAACAUUUACCUGCUGCCGACUGGAGAGAUCGUUUACUUCAUCGCUUCUGUCGUCGUUCUGUUCAACUACGAGGAGCGGACACAGAGACAUUACCUCGGACACACGGACUGUGUCAAGUGCUUGGCCGUCCAUCCCGAUAAAAUCCGCAUCGCAACAGGACAGAUCGCGGGAGUGGACAAGGACGGACGACCGCUGCAGCCUCACGUCCGUAUCUGGGACAGUGUCAGUCUGUCCACACUGCAGGUCGUGGGUUUGGGGACGUUUGAGCGCGGCGUGGGCUCGUUAGCGUUCUCUAAAGCUGACUCGGGUCAGCACCUCAGUGUGAUCGAUGACUGUAACGAUCACAUGUUGACCGUCUGGGAAUGGCAUAAAAAGUCUAAAAUCGCUGAAAUCAAGACAACUAACGAGGUGGUUCUGGAUGUCGAGUUCCACCCGACCGACCCCCACACCAUCGUCACCUGUGGAAAGUCCCAUAUCUUCUUCUGGACCUGGACCGGAACCUCACUGACUCGAAAACAGGGAAUCUUUGGAAAAUAUGAGAAGCCGAAGUUCAUCCAGUGUCUGUCCUUCCUGAGCUCAGGAGACAUCCUGACCGGAGACUCUGGAGGAAUCCUGCUUGUCUGGACCAGGAACUCUGCUGACACUCAGACUGGAAAGGGGCCCAGAGCGUUUCAGAUCAGCCGGCAGGUCAAAGGUCAUGAAGGCAGCAUUUACUGUAUGUGUGAGAUGAGGAGCGGCACUCUGCUGACCGGAGGAGGAAAAGACCGCAAGAUCAUCCUGUGGGACCACGAGCUGCGAGCGGAGCGAGACAUCGAGGUCCCAGAUCAGUAUGGAGCCAUCAGGGCGGUGUCAGAGGGAAAGGGGGAGGAGUUUCUGGUUGGUACGUCUCGUAACUUCGUCCUGAGAGGAACGUUCAACGACGGCUUCCUGGUGGAAGUCCAGGGACACACAGAUGAACUGUGGGGUUUGGCGUCUCAUCCGUCCAGAGCGAUGUUUCUCACCUGUGCUCAGGAUCGACACGUGUGUCUCUGGAACUCCAGCGACCACAGUCUGCAGUGGAGCCGCACUCUGGAGGAACAUGGACACUGUGCAGACUUCCAUCCCAGUGGAGCAGUGGUUGCCAUAGGAACACACUCUGGAAAGUGGUACAUCCUGGACGCAGAGACCACGGACCUGGUUGGGAUUCACACUGACGGAAACGAGCAGCUGUCAGUGAUGCGUUUCUCUGUGGAUGGAAGUCUGUUGGCUGUUGGGUCACAUGACAACUUCAUUUACCUGUACACCGUGUCAGAGCGAGGACGCAAGUACAGUCGCUACGGGAAGUGCACGGGACAUUCCAGUUACAUCACACAUCUGGACUGGUCACCUGACAACAACCUGAUCAUGUCCAACUCUGGAGACUAUGAGAUCCUCUACUGGGACGUUCCAAACAGCUGUAAACUGAUCAGAAAUCGCUCAGAGUGUAAAGACAUCGACUGGGCGACGUACACCUGUGUGCUGGGAUAUCACGUGUUUGGGGUGUGGCCUGAAGGGUCAGACGGUACCGACAUCAACGCCCUGAUCAGAUCUCACAACAGGAAGGUGAUCGCACUCGCUGACGACUUCUGUAAAGUUCAUCUGUUUGCUUACCCGUGUUCGACUGCCAAGGCUCCCAGUUAUAAAUACAGCGCUCACAGCAGUCAUGUGACCAAUGUCAGCUUCCUGUACAACGACAGUCACCUGAUCAGCACAGGGGGGAAGGACACCAGCAUCAUGCAGUGGCGUUUGGUCGAGAAGUCCUCGAUCUGUCACGAUGGCCAUCUCUCUAACUCCACCUCUCGCCGGGCGGACCCCAUCUUUGCCACACCCCCUCCCGCUCCUCCUCCCACUCCUGCCACACAACAACCAGAUCCUCCCCCGACCGCCAACGGGACCCAAGAAACCUCACCAGAAACUCCGCCCCCUGCGGAGCUAGCCCCACCUGCCUCAGAGUUAACCCCGCCCCACUCUGAGUGCACUCCAGCCCUGUCAGACAGCACAAUCAGUUUGAAAGACAGUCUGGAGCCCAGCGACGACACGGCCACGCCCAGUGACGAGGGGCUGCCCCCCUUCACCCCCCCCUCAUAGACGGAGCAUGUGUGUGUGUGAGUUCUGGUACAGCUGUCUUUGUGAGGACCAGUCCGAGCUGUACAUGAGUAAAACCUUCAGUCCUCUCGUCAAACCCACAGUCUGCUUCAGGGUCAGUUCAGUUCUUACAUGAAGCCACAGACUCGGGUCCUAACCAGGUCCUGGUUUGGUCCACGACGACUCAUGGACCAGGUCCUGACCGGGUCCACAGCGAGUCACAGAUUAGACCUGAUUCCUAACAGUUAAUCUGACCUUCAUUCAGAACCUCAUAGAGAAAAUGUCGAUUUUUAAUGUUUCCUUCAGUGUCACUGUGAAGCGGUGGUGGUUAUCUGCGUAACCUCGGUUCCCUGAAAACAGGAAGUGGGCACAGUGAAUUCAGCUGCUGCGAUGAGACACUUUGACAUCACUUCAUGUGGUUAUCUGUGGUCUCAGUGUAACGUUAGUGUUAUGGGGUGGGGUGUCCUCACAAGUAUAGUGUGUAUGUGUGUGUGUGUGUGUCAGUCACACAGUUUAUCUCAUCAAUCAAAACGUGUUUGAAUGUCAGUUUGAAAGACCUGGAGGCGGGACUUAACCUGACAGACACCCGUCAUGCCUUCACAAUAAAACCUCAUGUCUUCUGUGUGCGUCAGGUGAGACAGGUGUCUCCUGGGUAACGCUGUUUUCACCAGCAGAGCAGGUGAACAGGAAGUGAGGUCAGAGGAAA